Messenger RNA from Onthophagus taurus, 2940 nucleotides. It is a transcript of the gene Pfk, whose product is annotated as ATP-dependent 6-phosphofructokinase. The record is from RefSeq and is a predicted model, not a curated record. Gene Ontology annotation, biological process: fructose 1,6-bisphosphate metabolic process; canonical glycolysis; fructose 6-phosphate metabolic process. Lineage: Eukaryota; Metazoa; Arthropoda; Insecta; Coleoptera; Scarabaeidae. Gene Ontology annotation, cellular component: 6-phosphofructokinase complex; cytoplasm. Gene Ontology annotation, molecular function: fructose-6-phosphate binding; identical protein binding; ATP binding.
AUGUACUUAGCGUGCGUCGAGAGACUGAAGAAAUUAAAAAGACGUACUAGACCCGACGUGGCGUUCACCAGUCGAGCGUCACACAGGCUACGGUUUCGUGUAACACUACCUUCUGUUGCCACUGUUUGCCACGGUUUUUGGGUUAGGAAGUGUGGCGGGGUGUCACACGCUUGUGCCACGAAAACGUACACGUAUACGUCAAAAUUUAUUCACCUUCUCACCAUAAAUGGAGGAAAAUUUAUCGUAGAACGCCGAUCGCAACUCGUCAGUUUUCAGAGCAGGCGUACACUCUUAAACGUUUUUAAUGCAAUUUCAUCGGGGACGAAUUCGAUAAACGUCGGUUUUCGCAAUGAACCCCAAGUCGUUAAUAACCGAUCUGUACCAUGGACCCAAAAACGUUUCCAAGCCGGCGCCGAGUGGAUACAACAAAAAAAGCAGGUUGGAAAAGUAGAAACUCUUACAUUUGUUCCUAAGCCAGAUGUACAGAAAAAAAUGUCUGAAGGUAACCAUGUAUGGACUAAGGGGUCCCAUAAAGGUAAAGGGAUCGCCUUAUUUACCAGUGGUGGAGAUUCACAGGGUAUGAAUGCAGCAGUAAGGUCAAUAGUAAGAAUGGGGCUUUACCUCGGUUGCAGAAUGUUUUUUAUUAGGGAAGGAUAUCAAGGUAUGGUUGAUGGUGAAAAAUUCAUUGAGGAGGCUAAAUGGUCAUCAGUUAGCUCUAUUAUACAUAUGGGUGGGACUAUUAUUGGUUCUGCAAGAUGUAAAGACUUUAGGACUCGUGAGGGACAAAAGAAAGCUGCUAAAAAUUUGGUAAAACGUGGUAUUCAAAAUUUAGUCAUAAUAGGCGGUGAUGGUACUUUAACUGGCGCAAAUAUUUUCCGUCAAAGUUGGGCAUCUUUAUUAGACGAACUCUUAAAAGACAACCAAAUUACACAAGAGGAACGAAAGAAACAUGACGUUUUAAAUAUCGCUGGUCUUGUUGGUUCCAUUGAUAACGAUUUUUGUGGAACCGAUGCUACCAUCGGCAGCGAUAGUGCUCUUCAUCGGAUUAUCGAAGCAGUGGAUGCCAUUGGAUACACUGCUUAUUCUCAUCAACGUACUUUUAUUAUGGAAGUUAUGGGUAGAAAUUGUGGUUAUUUAGCUUUAGCAUCAGGAUUAGCAACAGAAGCAGAUUACAUUUUUUUCCCAGAGAUGCCGCCACCUGAAGACUGGGUAGAACAAAUGUGUGAAAAAUUAAAAGAGGAAAGGGAAGCCGGAAAACGGCUAAACACAAUCAUCGUAGCUGAAGGGGCUGUUGAUCAAGCUGGUCAAGCAAUUACCGUUCAACAAAUCAAAGAAGCGAUCGUGAAAAAUUUACAUCAAGAUGCGAGGAUAACCAUUUUAGGACAUGUACAAAGAGGUGGUCGACCAUCAGCUUUUGAUAGAAUCUUGGGUUGUAGAAUGGGAGCAGAAGCUGUUUUGGCUUUAGUUGAAUCAACCCCUACGUCAGAACCUUGCGUAGUCACAAUAAGUGGAAAUCAAAUCAUCAGAUUACCACUUAUGGAUUGUGUAAAUAGAACUAAAGAAGUAGCUAAAGCUAUGAAGAAUAGGGAGCAUCAAAAAGCUGUGGAAUUAAGAGGAAAAUCCUUUCAUCGAAAUUUAGACACAUUUAGAAUGCUUACAAGAUUAAAACCACCGCAUACAAGUGGCCCUGAGUUUACUGUUGGUGUAGUUAACGUUGGAGCCCCCGCUUGCGGAAUAAAUUCAGCCGUACGUUCAUUCGUCCGAACCAUUGCUUAUCAUGGCACAAAAGUAAUCGGAAUUCAAAACGGAUUUGAAGGUUUCGCGCAGGGGACUACAGUAAACCUUGGUUGGUCAGAUGUAAUCGGUUGGGUCGCUCAAGGCGGUGUUAACUUGGGCACGAAACAUUCGGCCAUUGGAAAUCGUUUGCCGUUGAUUGCCCAAAAAAUAGGCGAAUUAAAAUUGGACGGUUUGUUGGUUAUCGGCGGUUUUGAAGCUUACGAAGGGGUACUUAGAAUGUAUCAAAAUCGCGAUAAACAUUCCCAAUAUAAACUCCCAAUGGCUGUUAUCCCCGCAACUAUUAGUAACAACGUUCCUGGAACUCAUUUUAGUUUAGGUUGUGAUACCGCUGUCAAUGAAAUUACGGAAAUUUGCGACCGUAUCCGACAAUCAGCGGCUGGAACGAAACGAAGAGUGUUUGUUGUUGAAACUAUGGGGGGUUAUUGUGGGUAUUUAGCUACAUUAGCCGGAUUAGCAAGUGGUGCAGAUAACGCUUAUAUUUUCGAAGAAAAACAUGCAAUUAAAGAUCUUCACAUAGAUGUAGAACACAUGGGCACAAAAAUGGCUGGUGGGGUUCAAAGAGGAUUAGUUUUGCGUAACGAAAAAUCCUCUCAAUAUUACGACACCGUCUUCUUACACAAAUUAUACGCAGAAGAAGGAAAAGGCUUAUUUAGCGCACGAAUGAACGUAUUGGGGCACAUGCAACAAGGUGGAACUCCUUCGCCGUUCGAUCGGAACUUAGCCACUAAAAUGGGAUCGAAAGUUGCUAAUUGGUUGGCCACUAAAAUUAAAGAGAAAGCAACUGGUCCUGAUACCGCUGUUGUUUUGGGAAUAGUUGGGAAACAGUAUAAAUACACUCCUGUUGAAGCGCUAGUUGCGGAAACCGAUUUUGAGCAUCGUAUACCAAAGAAUCAGUGGUGGUUAAAAUUGCGCCCGUUGCUUCAUAUUCUUGCUCAGCACGAAUCUGUUAAUGAAGAUGAAGGUGUUUAUAUGACCUUGAAAGGAUACGAACAUCAAAAGUAACUUAUGAAGCUCGUUGAAAAAAGAGGAACGAAUUAGAUAAAUUAAUGAAUAUGAACAAAUCUUUUCUCUGUAUUUUUUAGCUGUUAUUUUUUAACUAAAAUUAUUAUAGCCUGUUAUACAAUUAAUAAAAUCUUUAAUAUA